Molecule: messenger RNA, 2577 nt
Organism: Ciona intestinalis (vase tunicate)
Lineage: Eukaryota; Metazoa; Chordata; Ascidiacea; Phlebobranchia; Cionidae
Source: RefSeq, a predicted model, not a curated record
AGUUUACAGAAUGUUAGCAUCUUAAGCGUAUGGAACAGCAUGAAACUUCAGGUCAUUUGUAUAAUUUAACAAAGCAAUACUGGUCGUCACAACCUCUUAAUACUGCACACAUUUGGAUUAGAGAAUUCAACCAACUUUUUUAACAAGACAAAUAAAUAAAAUGCUUUUUAGUGAUCAAGUUGAAGUCCUUGCCACUUGGUUUAAGAAUUGGAACGAAUGCGAACAAACAGUUGCCCUCUACUCGUUGCUAAAACGAGUAAAGAAAUGCCAGGCAAAGUUUCUUGCCAGAUGUUUGGAACAUUUUCUUACUGAGUGUGGGGAGCUUAUUCGUAUUGAAGAAGAGGCAAAUGAUCAUGAAUAUCUUUCCCGUUUAUUUAACGAGCCACGACAAUCAGACAUUAUCAACAAUUUAUUAAACCACCUGCCUUUACUGAGACCCGGGAAUGAAAUUGCGAAAAAUAAAUAUUUGGAGAUAUUACCAGUUGUUCUCGCACAUUCUGUGGAGAGAUCGGAGUAUCUUGAAGAGUCUCGUCAGUUACUUUCAUAUUCGCUGAUUCAUCCCGCUUUCGACAACAAAGAAAGGAAUUUGCUGACAUCAUGGAUGUCUGGACUCAAUCGAGCUCCGAGACCUGAGGAGGAAAAACUUCCUCCAAAACCAGGGGAAGUUCCAUCAGAAGUCUCUUCAACAACAAACUCUCUUGAAAUGGGGCAUCAUUCGAAUGGUCUCAGUGACUGGAACCACAACAGUGUGUGGGAAGAUUCAAGGUCUCCAACCCAUUCCUUAGAAGGGUACCACAACAAUUCCAUUUCUCCCCCAUCGUGGCAGCAAGAAUCUGCUCCCACCCCAGGAGGAGUGGGAGGAGGAGGAGGAGUUUCUGCUUCCAACUCUCUUGAUAAUUCACAAGUUGGCAUGGGGAGUAAUGAUGCCGUGGCAGAUGGCAUGGCAGAUGUUAGAAGCUGGCUUAAAACAUUACGGCUACAUAAAUAUGCGGAUUUGUUUAGUAAAAUGAGUUACACAGAUAUGAUGAUGCUAACACAGGAUAAACUUGAUGAACAGAAUGUCACAAAAGGAGCAAGAAACAAAAUUAUUUUAAGUAUUAAGAAACUGCAUGAACGAUUUAAGCAACUACACAGUUUAGAAAAUGAAAUUCUUGGUGGUGGAUCUCUUCGUUCUGCUCUACUUGAGUUAAAAUCGAUCAUCCAAACUCCAAUCAAGAGUUUUCAAUCUUCGAAAGUCGAGAGCGACGAUGUCGCCACCGGAGGGGGCAAGAAGGAAGUUAUCGAAGAAGGGGAUAUCCCGGCUCAAUACACGAGAGUCAUGGGGAAAGCGUGUACUCAACUGCUUGUAUCAAAGCCGGAUGAGGAAAAUAUAACUUUAUACAUGAAGCUGCUCGAAAGAUGUAUACAACACCCUGCUUUUACUGAAACACAAAAACGAAGAUUACAAACGUGGCGUCAACAAGUCCUGAAAAUUUAUCGCUCGCUGCCAAGAAAUAUUCGACCUCCUGGACCCCAGAGGUCACAGCAAGGUGUAGGAUACCCAGGUCUCCGACGUCCAAUCAGUCGAUCUCAAUUUGCUCCUCAUAUGUCCGCCUCCGCACCUCGUGCUCUUAACCAGCUCUCCUCUCCUCCCAUGCGGGGGAUUGGGAUUAACUUCCAGCCUCAAAAUGUUAAUUGGCUUUCUGGUAGUCUCAGUGCAGCCACACCUCAAAUUGACUCCUCAAGAAAGGCUGCUUCGCUUGACCCAAGACUAGGGCAAAGAAUGUUCGGUGGUGGAGAAGGAGAUGAAAGUCCGAAUGAAAUCAACACGCGACUCGAUUCUUUGUGUUUAAGUGUAGCAGAACAUGCAUUAGCAGAUGGCAUGGAUGGAAUAUCAACACUCUAGCAGAGCUUCACUUGGUCUAAUCUACAUUUCACAUCUUGGUCUGAACUUCAAUAAAAGUCGAUGAUAUUGGUUGCUAUGUAACUGCCACAAUUUACGUCCGGAUUUUUUUCUCAUUUUUUUGGCAAUUUUCUAUCGACUAAACAAUGCAAGCACUGCAGUGUUGCCGUAACAAUUUGUAAAAAGUGCUGGAAAUACUGGCGUUGGCAAAUGUCAACUUCUUUUAUAUUUUACUCCUGUACAUAAAACAAAUAUUAAGUUAUAUAGUUUUAUUGUGUCCCUUGGUGCUUAACUUAGUUCUUGCCAGCUGUGCAAACGCCUGGAGCUGAUGCACCAUCCGGUGGUAAAAGAAAAAAAUCACUUUGCCCAUCAGAGGGCGCUUGCAAUUUUCAGUUUUUUCCUGUUGUAUUUAUCGCUGCAAGUCCCAGAGGCUUAAAAUUCUAUUUUUGAUUUUCUUCUCCAAUUUUAAUGUUUGCAGCUGAGUGAAACGUUCACAAACACAUUACCAUAGCAUUGCGUUAGAUGCUCUGCAAACCCAAAGUCAGUUCAAGUAUUUGAUCAAGUGCCCCAUCGUGUUUAGUUUGUCAUGGUGUUUCUCUGAAGCACUGCCUUGAUGUCAUUAUUGUGUACUUUGUUUUGCAACUAACAUCCUCCGGCAGGAACUGUUGCUACUAACAAUAAACUUUCAUCUUAUU